Messenger RNA from Calliphora vicina (urban bluebottle blowfly), 1860 nucleotides. RefSeq names its product prestalk protein-like. The transcript has a single exon. Lineage: Eukaryota; Metazoa; Arthropoda; Insecta; Diptera; Calliphoridae. The coding region runs from base 1 to 1860 and encodes 619 amino acids. The record is from RefSeq and is a predicted model, not a curated record.
AUGCUGGCUUUAAGCUUCAGUGUUACUAGAGCUUCAACUUGUGGUAAAUUUGAGUGUCAUGAAAAUGCUAACUGUGGUGUGAACCACACUACUCUAGAGCAAUAUUGUGAUUGUAAAACGGAUUACACGAAAACUGAACUAGAAAAUAAUGUCUAUUGUUGUUCGAAAGUGGAGGAAGAUUGUGCUGUAAAUCGUAAAUGCAGCAGUAAUUUGAAGUGCAAAGAAAUCGGUGCAGAAGAUUUAGAGGAAAGUAAAGAGCUGGAUGUGUCUCUUAGUUGUCCAGAAUCUGAGAAGUGUCCAGACAAAUGCUGUGCUGUAAACGAAAUAUGCAGUGUGGCGGAAAAGAAGUGUGUUUCUAAAGAUAAUUCAGAUGAGAAUAAUGAAAUCGAUUCGACUCCCAUCUGUCCUGCAGCCCAAAAGUGUCAAGAGAAAUGCUGUGCUGAAGACGAAGAAUGUGAUAAUGAAACAAGUGAAUGUGUUCCGAAAGAAAGUCAACAUUUACCAGCUAAAGUGAAUAAUUCUAAUGAGGAUUCGGUUACUGUCUGCGAUAAGUGUCCAGACAAAUGCUGUGCUGAAAAUGAAAUAUGCAGUAAGGCUGAUAAUAAGUGUGUUUCUAAAGAUACUUUAGAUGAUAAUGAUCUUAGUGAUAUAGUUUUGACUCCAGUCUGUCCUGCAGCCCGAAAGUGUCUAGAGAAAUGCUGUGCUGAAGACGAAGAAUGUGAUAAUGAAGCAAGUGAAUGUGUUUCCAAAGACACAACAUAUUUACAAGCUAAAUUGGAUACUCCUAAUGAUGAUUCGGAUAUAGUCUGCGAUAAGAACCAACAGUGUGCAGACAAAUGCUGUGCUGAAAAUGAAAUAUGCAGUAAGGCUGAUAAUAAGUGUGUUUCGAAAGUUAAUUCAGAUGAGAAUGAUCUUACUGAUAUCGUUUUGACUUCAGUCUGCCCUGCAGCCCGAAAGUGUCAAGAGAAAUGCUGUGCUGAAGACGAAGAAUGUGAUAAAGAAGCAAAUGAAUGUGUUUCCAAAGACACAACACAUUUACAAGCUAAAGUGGAUACUCCUAAUGAUGAUUCGGAUAUAGUCUGCAAUGCGAACCAACAGUGCUCAGACAAAUGCUGUGCUGAAAACGAAAUAUGCAGUGUGGCGGAAAACAAGUGUGUUCCUGCAGAUAAUUCAGAUGAAAAUGAUUCAACUACCACCAUUACUGAGCAAAUCACUGAAUCCACAAUGCAACCUACUACAAUUAACAAUGUUUAUAUUACGAAAGAAACCACCACAUCAUAUGUUCUCCCUAUUAAAGAUACUGAGGACACCACUGUUUCUUCGCUGCAAUCUACUAUAGCGGACAACAAUGUUAAAUUUACACAAACUGCAUCCACAGAUGAAUCUACAGCAACUGAAGAAGUUACUACAGCUUCAAUGAAUUGUCCGCUAAAACAAAAGUGUCUCAACAAGUGUUGUUCCUCUCACGAGUUAUGCAACGAUCAGCAGAAAUGUGUUAAUAGCGAUCCAGGAGAUUUCUGGGAUUUAUUUGGUUUCUCCAAUGAAGAAAUUGCUAAUGCUAAAACCACCAACAAACAGGCAAAUAAUGAUAUCAAACCAAAAUUAACAUGUCACAGCGAUCAGCAACUCUGCCACGAUCAAUGCUGCAGUGCUCAACAAACAUGCAAUGACAUGCAGCAGUGUAUUGCAAAAACUAACGUUUGCAGUCCCGGGCAAAUUUGUGCGGAGAAUGCAAAAGUUAGCACUGAAAAGGCAGCCAUGGCUUAUACAAUGAUCGGAUCCGGCAUUCUAGUGGCAACAUUGGCAUUUGGUGCUUUUAAGUUGUAUGAUUUUAGGCGUUCAAAAAGGAAUUUAUAUUAA